AUGGAGGUGUCGACACAAUUGAAUUCGAAUGGAUUGGAAAAAAGUGUAGAUGAGAAGACGGAGAGGAUUAGCAACAGCGAUACGGAUAGAGACGAGAAAGUCUACAGCGACGAGGAAAAAAGAUCGGAAGAUUGGAUAGGAGAUAGCGCGGAUAGUAUCGAGGAAUAUACAGGAGAUCUGGAGAAGGGGAGAGAGAAAGAGAAAGAUAGAGCGCCGGGAGAAAAUAAAGAGGAGGAUCUGGGAAUUGGAGAAAUUGGAACAAUUGAGAAGGGGGAGAAGGAGAGGAAUAUCGAGAAGGAGACGCAUCUUUACCACGGUAUGCCGAUAGGCUGGACGGCAAUGAAAGAUCUACGCGGAAAGCCGAAACAGAAGUCUAAAUAUAAGACGGGGGAGAGAACGAAUGGGACGAGUACGCAGAGGGGUAUGUCGAAUACGGAGAUAGCCAAAGGGCAGGAGAAUGGGGGGGAGGGGAGAGGAGUUGAAGAAGAAGUUGAAGAUAUAGAUGAUUUGGAUUUGACGGAAUUGAAUAGCGGGGAUGAUUUAUUGCCGGAUGAGGAGGAAGGGGGUGUAAGGAGGGGUGGAAUUGGUGCGGAUGGAGCUGCAGAUGAGGGGCUGCGGAGAAGAAGUUCGGAGCGUCAUGCUGUGGGUUCGAACGCGGGGAACUUUAGGGUGUAUAAGAGGAGGUGGUUUGGAUUGGUACAAUUGGUUCUUUUGAACAUUAUUGUUAGUUGGGAUUGGUUAACCUUCUCUGCGAGCUCGACGACGGUUUCGCAAUAUUACGAUGUCUCCGAAUCCGCGAUCAAUUGGCUCAGUACCGCUUUCCUCUUUGCAUUCGUGCUGGCUAGUCCGUUUGUUAUCUACGUGCUUCAUCAUGGAGGACCUAAACCUGCUAUCAUCAUUUCAUCCGUACUUUUGCUACUAGGGAAUUGGAUACGCUAUGGGGCUACAAGAUCGGGUCCGCAUGGAAAUUUUGGAGGAGUUAUGUUUGGGCAGAUCUUGACGGGAAUCGCUCAACCAUUUGUAUUGGCAGCGCCGACGAGAUAUUCGGAUUUGUGGUUUACGAAUCAAGGGAGAGUGGCUGCGACGGCGGUGAUGAGUUUGGCGAAUCCUUUUGGAGGCGCGUUGGCGCAAUUAAUUGAUCCAUUUUGGGCGGGAAGUGUGGGGAGUAUACCGAAUAUGGUGCUUUAUAUUGCUAUUAUUUCCACCAUAGCGACCAUCCCAUCCUUCUUCAUCCCCAAAGGACCACCAACACCCUGUUCCGCAUCCUCAGAAGAACCAAAACAUGCCCUGGGCGCCUCCCUUCGCUUCCUCCUCCGCUCCCCUGAAUUCUACAUGAUGAUGUUCCCCUUCUGGUUCUACGUCGGCCUCUUCAACAGCAUCUCCUCCCUCAUCAACCAAAUGCUCUCACCGUAUUCCUUCUCCGAAACCGACGCCGGCAUCGCGGGCGCCCUUCUCAUCGUCGUCGGUCUCGUCGCUGCCGCCGUCACCUCCCCCCUCAUCGACCGCACCAAAUCCUAUCUCCUCGCCAUCAAAAUCCAAAUCCCCGUUCUGGGAAUCUUCUACCUGGCUUUUACGUGGGCGCCCCAGACUCGCAGUCUCGCGGCCAUCUAUACCAUUCUGUCGCUUCUGGGCGCGGCAAGUUUUAGCUUGGUGCCCGUGGCCCUGGAAUAUCUAAUCGAGAUCACGCAUCCGGUUUCGCCCGAGGUGACGAGCACGAUUGGUUGGUCGGGGGGGCAGUUGUUGGGGGGCAUUUUGAUUAUUGUGAGUGAUAGGUUGAGAGCGGGGGGUGUCUCGGAUGGGUCCCAGGAUGAUGGGAGUGUGAGGCCGCCGGGGAAUAUGUAUAAUGCGUUGGUUUUGCAGGCGGUGGUUGGCGUUGGUGGUGGUGCCGUUUGCGUUGGCGCUGGGGUGGUUGUGGGAGGGGGAGGGGGGUGA
Botrytis sinoallii is the source of this 1932-nucleotide messenger RNA. RefSeq lists its product as uncharacterized. Gene Ontology annotation, cellular component: membrane. Gene Ontology annotation, molecular function: transmembrane transporter activity. Bases 1 to 1932 code for a protein of 643 amino acids. NCBI's taxonomy places the organism in Eukaryota, Fungi, Ascomycota, Leotiomycetes, Helotiales, Sclerotiniaceae. The record is from RefSeq and is a predicted model, not a curated record. Gene Ontology annotation, biological process: transmembrane transport. The transcript has 4 exons.